Messenger RNA from Ilex paraguariensis (yerba mate), 1322 nucleotides. The record is from the annotation of a GenBank genome assembly. Lineage: Eukaryota; Viridiplantae; Streptophyta; Magnoliopsida; Aquifoliales; Aquifoliaceae.
AAAGGUUGCUGAGUCAUUAUGUUAUCAUCAACUGUCUACCUACUCUUGUGGUGGAUAUACAAAUAUUUGAUGUGACGAACACUUCUAUUCUGGACACCAGCAUUACCACACUCCCUUUAAGUACCUGCAGCAAACAAACAUUUUUUUUCCCAAGUUCUUCAACAAUUUCUUUCAACACAUUCCCACAUCUAAAUUCAAUCAUGCAUAACCUUAAUGGCCAAUUCAUAGUGCCAAAUGAAGAGGAACAAUUCAUAAAAGUGUUGAAUUUUCCUGGGGCCUCAAUUCUUCCCAUGGUCAUAAAAGCUGCUAUCGAGCUCGAUUUAUUCGAGAUCAUGGCCAAAGCUCAUCACCCAAGUGCCCAGCUAUCGGCUCGUGAGAUUGCAUCCCAUCUUCCCACAAAGAACCUCGAAGCCUCACUUAUCCUCGAUAGGAUGCUGCGAUUCCUUGCCAGCAACUCCAUCCUCACUUGCUCGCUCAUCAGAGAUGAAGAUGGACAGGCAACAAGAUUAUAUGGCAUGGGACCUAUAUGCAAGUACUUUGUUCGCAAUCAACAUGGAGUUUCUUUCGGUCCUUGUAUUCAGUUCCUUCAAGACAAAAUAGUCCUUGAAUCUUGGUACCAACUCAAAGAUGUAAUUAUUGAGGGAGGAAUCCCAUUUGACAAGGGCCAUGGGAUGAAUGCAUUCGAAUACCCUGGGAAAGACAACAGAUUUAAUGAAGUUUUCAAAAAGGCUAUGAGCAGCCACUCCGCUCUAGUCAUGGAAAAAAUUCUUGAAACAUACAAGGGGUUUGAGGGCAUACAAGAGAUAGUAGAUGUGGGUGGUGGGCUUGGUGGGUUUGAGGGCAUACAAGAGAUAGUAGAUGUGGGUGGUGGGCUUGGUGUAACACUACGUAGUAUAGUUUCAAAGUACCCUCAUAUUAGGGGUAUUACCUUUGAUUUGCCUCAUGUGAUUAAAGAUGCACCUCCUUGCUCAGGUGUGGAGCAUGUUGGGGGAGAUAUGUUCGAAAGUGUUCCAAAAGGGGAGGCUAUCUUCAUGAAGUGUCUUUCUACCAUUAGAAACGUCCUUCAUGAUUGGUGUGAUGAUCACUGCUUGAAGAUAUUGAAGAACUGCUGGAAUGCAUUACCAAAUUCUGGUAAGGUGAUAGUGGUGGAAUUAAUAAUACCAGAAUACGCUGAAACUGAUCUUAGGUCUCAAAAUGCCAUUAUCGUUGACAUGAUAAUGUUGAAUAUCAACCCCGGAGGAAAAGAGAGGACAGAGAAGGAGUUUGAGACAUUGGCAAGAGGAGCUGGAUUUACUGCGUUGAAACUUAUAUGUCGCAAAUAA